Messenger RNA from Prorocentrum cordatum, 754 nucleotides. The record is from the annotation of a GenBank genome assembly. Lineage: Eukaryota; Dinophyceae; Prorocentrales; Prorocentraceae.
CGCCGCUGGGGCGCCGCCGGAGGCGGGGGCGGCCGAGGCGCUGCGGGCCUGGCGCGCGUCCCGGGCGGGGCAGGCCGUGCGCAAGAGCGCCGGGGAGCUGCACAGGAAGGCCGUGCGGGCGGUCGCCGGGGCCCUCCGCGCCAUGAAGACGCUGGAGGCGUGCGCGCGGCUGGUGCACUUCUUCGGCGUCACGGUGCGCACUGCCCGGGGCGAGGAGCUGCUGCGGUGCCCCAUCUGCCUCGAGGACGUGCCGCUGGCGCUGCGAUGCGUGCUUCCCUGCGCCCACCUGGGGUGCAACUCCUGCAUCGAGGAGGUGGUCCGCCGGGACGCGCGCUGCCCCGUCUGCCGGGCGCCGGCCACGGCGCGGCAGGUCAUGCGCUUGGAGGCCCACGAGGGCCUCGCCGGCGCCCCCGCGGGCGAGUGCGGCCGCUUCGGGUCGAAGAUCACGCGGCUGCUGGGGUUCCUGGAGGCGCUGCAAGAGCGAGAGCCGUCCGCGAAGGUGAUCCUCUUCAUACAGUGGGAGGACCUCAAGCGGAAGGUGGCUGGCGCGCUCGGGGAGACCAGCUUGGCCUUCGAGGAGCUGCGGGGCGGCGUCUUCGCCCGCAGGCGCACCAUCGAGCGCUUCCAGCACGAGGAGGGUGGCUGCCGCGUCCUGCUCCUGUCCUUGGAGGACUCUGCCUCCGGGACGAACCUUACCCGCGCCAACCACGUGGUAUUGUUCCACCCGGUCGUCUCCAGAACCCGGGAGGCGGCG